Molecule: messenger RNA, 466 nt
Organism: Mytilinidion resinicola
Lineage: Eukaryota; Fungi; Ascomycota; Dothideomycetes; Mytilinidiales; Mytilinidiaceae
Exons: 6
Coding region: 38-280 (80 amino acids)
Molecular function (GO): oxidoreductase activity, acting on paired donors, with incorporation or reduction of molecular oxygen; heme binding; monooxygenase activity
Source: RefSeq, a predicted model, not a curated record
CUGAUGGCUCACUCAAGAUGAAAAGGCCAUAGGAGAUAUGCAUCGGUUCUUCUUCGCAUUUGGUUCUGGUGCUCGGAGCUGCAUAGGAAGAAACAUCAGCUGGAUGGAGAUGUCCAAGCUUAUCCCUACGCUGUUCAUGCGGUAUGACCUCACUCUAGCUGAUGCCAAUGCUGAAUUGACGGAGAAAUGCUGGUGGUUUGUCAUUCAGAAAGGGCUAUAUGUGAAUGUCCGGAGGAGGCAAGAGACAAAGGAGGUUCCACGUAGAGCCUGGUUUGAUUAGACUGUUGAGGCUUCAACCACCUUUUCGCAACUAAGUCAAGAAUCCUAGCUCUUGGCACUUGAGUGGAGGAAUAGCAAGGGAGUUACUAGCAUCUGGCUCUUAUUGCCUGGGAAGCCUUAGCUGGCAUGGAUUCAUCUGGAGCAGGAGGUAACUAAACAGGAUGAUGGCAAUCUGACUUGAAACCGU